AUGAAUGUUGCGCACUGGGCCCUGAAGGGAUUCCCGAAACCCGACCCAGUGGUACCACCCACACUAACGAAGAUAGGAAACAUGGGAGACGAAGGAUGGGAUACUGUGGGCGAGUCAUGUAACGGUCGCUUGAACCUCCCUCCCACGCAUUCCGGUGCCGAUUGUGACUUGAGCAGAAGGAGGGGUAACGCGAGAAUGUCCUUUUUUGAGCAAGAGGCGGAGGGAGGAGGAUAUCACCCUGAAGUCGAGAGUCGUCACCCAUUCCUCAAGCGUGCGAAUGAACGCCCCGAAUACGAGGGCUUGUCAGUUAGGGUGGCGCAGAAGGAGAUGGGGGAUGGGGGUGAUCGCUGUAGUUCCGGGGGGGAUGCCAGUACCUCCUGGAACGACGGAUGGCGGGAGGUUUUGGAGAUUGGAGGAGGAGGCGAGUAUGUUAUUCGGCUCGUUGCUUGGGUGCGAAGUCGACAUGUUUACAGGCAAGCGAAGGACGAGGUUGAAGCAGAGGAAGGGUGGGAUCGAGAAUGGGGGAUGGAUGGGGAUGCGCUCGCUUGGCUGCUCCUCAAUUCGGCUCGUAUCAUUGGCGCUUGUUCCACGGAUAAAUCAAGGAACGAAUAUACGUGCAAGCGCAGUACCUGCCGAGGUGUCAGAGCUUAA
Desarmillaria tabescens is the source of this 651-nucleotide messenger RNA. RefSeq lists its product as uncharacterized. The coding region runs from base 1 to 651 and encodes 216 amino acids. Lineage: Eukaryota; Fungi; Basidiomycota; Agaricomycetes; Agaricales; Physalacriaceae. The transcript is spliced from 7 exons. The record is from RefSeq and is a predicted model, not a curated record.